CUUAAGAGUGGCGCCAGAGUUUUGAACGGCGCUUCUGGGAGUGGAGGGCCGAUCCUCUGCGUGGUCUCCUGGAUUGCAGUUCGCCAUGACCGUCCCCUCCCUUGAGGAGCUGGACUCCUUCAAGUACAGUGACCUGCAGAACUUGGCCAAGAGUCUGGGCCUCCGGGCUAACCUGAGGGCAGACAAGUUGUUAAGAGCCUUAAAAGCCCACCUUAAAAAUGAAGCAAGAAAAGAAAAUGAGAAUCAGGAUGAAAUUCAAACUUCUGCAUCUUCUUGUGAUGAGACUGAGGUACAGCUCAGCAGCCAGGAACAAGCUGAGAGGGAGCCAGUUGGCCAUGUCACCAAAACAAGGAGAAGGCGCAGGACUGUCCGCAGGAGCCCUGACUCCCAGCAGGAUCAUUCAGAGAUAAAAGUAUGUGAUCCUACUGAAUUCCAGAAUCAAGAAAAGCAUGAAAACCAGGCUCUCAGAACUGCUGUAGAAGCUCCUUCUCUACCAAACAAGAGUCAAGAUGAGAAUGCAGUGCCCUCAGGAAAAAGUGGAAUAAAUGGUAAUGAAGGUCCAAAGAUACCUUCAGAAAGAAAGAAGUCUCUCUACACAGAUGGGUUUUCCAAACGUGGAAAAAAUAAAAGAACUGCAAGCACUACUCCAAAUUUUAAGAAGCUUCAUGAGGCUCGUUUUAAGGAAAUGGAGUCCAUUGAUCAAUAUGUUGAGAGAAAAAAGAAACAUUUUGAAGAACACAAUUCAUUUAAUGAACUGAAGAAGCAGCCCGGCACUAAGGGAGUGGCGGCAACUCCAGUUCCUCCCCGAGAAAGACUCUCUGUGGCUUGUACCCCCGCCAGCCAACGGGGCUCACAAGGCCGGCCCCACGCAGGCCGUAGCACCUUGUGUGUGAAGAGGCUGGCCAAGCGCUCCGCGCUCUCAGCAACUAAGAUGAAUGUCAGGUUUUCAGCUGCUACUAAAGAUAAUGAGCAUAAGCGUUCACUGACCAAGACUCCAGCCAGAAAGUCUCCACAUGUGACCACAUCUGGGAGUACCCCAAAAGGCCAGGCUGUGCUCGGGACACACAAGUUAAAGAUCACAAGGGCUGAAUCUGCUGCUGUUAUUACCCCGUUCAAUUUGACAACUGAGGCAGCGCAGACUCCGAUCUCACAUAGAAAACCAGUGUUUGAUCUCAAAGCAAGUUUGUCUCGUCCCCUCAACUAUGAGCCACACAAAGGAAAACUGAAACCAUGGGGACAAUCUAAAGAAAACAGUUCUCUGAAUGAACAUAUCAACAGAGUUAGCUUACACAAGAAAAGUUAUAAACAACCUCAUCUCCAGACCAGGGAGGAGCAACGGAAGAAACAUGAGCAAGAACGAAAGGAGAAGAAAGCAAAGGUUCUGGGAGUGCGAAGGGGCCUCAUUAUGGCUGAACAUUCAUAAUUUAAUAUCCUGUAAAUAUUCCUUUUCUCUGAACCCUCUUUUGUAAAUAUUUUUGUACUGUCCUCUCACUUUAGCCAAAAGACCUUUUUCUGCUCUUAACUUUGUUCAUAUAUAUGUAGUGUCUGUGGCUUCUUCACAUGUUUUACCCCUGAAAAGACAUUACUACCUUUAAAGCUCUCAAAUUCUUUUGAAAUAGUUUUUACCUAAGCCCUUAUACAACUAACUCAGUUUUCUAAAAAGACCCAUCCUAUAGAUUCUUGACCUAGAUUUUUAAGGUCAAGUUCCCUCUGCUGGCUCUAAUAACAGAACUUCAGUCCUCUUCUAGGCAAAAGCACUUACCUGAUGGUAGCUAAUUAUACUACAGACUUUAGUAGAAAUUGAACAAUAACAAGUUAUGAAUAGGGUAAGCUGUGAAAGGCCACCUCUUCAUCCUCUAGAGAACCUAGUAGUCUUACCGAAACUGUGGGCCAUAUGGGUUUGUAAGGCAUCAAUAUUUUAUCUAUGCGAAAUGUUUCAUUUAAGCUUCUGUGUACCUUUUUCAGAUCACUUCAUGUAAUUGUCAAUUACAUAUCUUUUUUUUUUUUUUUCCUCAAUGUAUUAAAAAUAAAACUCUACAGCUCAUUCUAGCCUGGCUUAUUUAGAAAUAUACAGGGUCAUAGUGAAAUUUGAGGAUUGCUGCUUUAAGGAUUACUAUGCUCUGUCAAACUUAUACAUCUUACUCAAUUUAUGGAAAAGACUAGAGUUGCUUAGUAUCAUAUCCAUGUCUGUUGCACCCGAAUGGAGCUUCUGAGUUUUGUACUGCUUAAAAUUUUCAUAAAUAAAAUUUUUUCUCAUGGUGGUAGAUUCAUUCUUUGUAAAUGUAAUUGGUUUCUAAAAUUUAGUUGACCAGCCAAGACUAACAAGAGUUGACUUGUACUCUUUGUGUAUCCUUUCUUGACCUCCCACUCCCACUCCCAGAAGAAUUGACUAUGUCCUUUUGUAUUUUCACAGCACCUGUCACAUUCUAUUAUACUUAUUGUUAUACGUAUAUGGGCCCGUAGAACAUGGCAUACUCCUGGGUGCUUAAUACACUCAGAUUUUGCUAUCAAGAGGCAGAGAUCAGAUCAAUCAAGAAAUCUGUGUCAAAUACACUGCUACUGGGAAGGUGAAAUGAUAUAACCACUUUGGAAAACAGUUUAGUAGUUUCUUUAAAAAAUUUAAAUGUACAUCUACCACACGACCCAGCAAUUCUCCUAAGAAAUGAAAACAUAUGUCCACACCAAAACUUGUGUCUGCAAAUAUUUACAGCAGUAUUAUUCACAGUAGCCAAAAAGUGGAGAAAA
Molecule: messenger RNA, 2745 nt
Organism: Balaenoptera musculus (blue whale)
Lineage: Eukaryota; Metazoa; Chordata; Mammalia; Artiodactyla; Balaenopteridae
Gene: NUSAP1
Product: nucleolar and spindle associated protein 1
Exons: 11
Coding region: 86-1423 (445 amino acids)
Biological process (GO): establishment of mitotic spindle localization; mitotic cytokinesis; mitotic chromosome condensation
Cellular component (GO): nucleolus; mitotic spindle; microtubule
Molecular function (GO): microtubule binding
Source: RefSeq, a predicted model, not a curated record